AUGCCCUCAUGGUGCGAGGCUUCAAGAAGCAGCUUUAAUGGAUUUGAUCAUUCUUAUGGAAGUUUCAAAUCUGAUAGCUUAAUCAAGCGAAGAGACGAUAUCACACGUUUGAAAAGCUUCGUAAGAGCCUCUUUGCGAUCAACAACCGUUAGUGUUUCUGAUUUUGGAGCUAAAGGAGAUGGCAAAACCGAUGACACGCAGGCGUUCAUGAAUGCGUGGAAGAAAGCUUGUUCUUCAAAUGGAGCUGUUACUCUCUUGGUUCCCGAAGGGAGGACUUAUUUCCUUAAAUCUAUUCGAUUUACUGGUCCAUGCAAAUCAAUCCUUACCGUUCAGAUUUUUGGAACGUUAUCGGCAUCUCAACAGCGAUCGGAUUACAAAGAUAUCACCAAAUGGAUUACGUUUGACGGCGUUAACAGUCUAUCUGUGGAUGGCGGCGCCACCGGAACUGUCGACGGAAAUGGUGAAACGUGGUGGCAAAACUCAUGCAAGCGGAAUAAAGCGAAGCCGUGCACAAAAGCCCCAACGGCUCUUACUUUCUACAAUUCGAAGAGUUUGACAGUAAAUAACCUGAGGGUGAGAAAUGCGCAACAAAUUCAGGUUUCGAUUGAGAAAUGCUCCAACGUUCAAGUCUCCAAUGUCGUGGUAACUGCGCCCGCGGAUAGUCCUAACACCGAUGGUAUUCAUAUCACUAACACACAAAACAUUCAAGUCUUUAAAUCCGUUAUUGGAACAGGCGAUGAUUGCAUAUCUAUUGAAAGUGGAUCGCAAAACGUUAAAAUCAAUGACAUUACUUGCGGUCCCGGUCACGGUAUCAGCAUUGGGAGCUUAGGAGAUGACAAUUCAAAGGCAUUUGUCUCGGGGAUUACUGUAGAUGGUGCUAAGCUCUCCGGUACAGACAAUGGAGUUAGAAUCAAAACCUACCAGGGAGGGUCAGGAACUGCGAGCAACAUUAUAUUUCAGAAUAUUGAGAUGGAGAAUGUGAAGAAUCCGAUCAUUAUCGACCAAGACUACUGCGACAAGAGCAAAUGCACCGAACAGAAAUCCGCGGUCCAAAUAAAGAACGUGGUGUACAGGAACAUAAGCGGCACGAGCGCAACGGACAUUGCGAUAACGUUUAACUGCAGCAAGAACUAUCCAUGCCAAGGGAUUGUGCUUGACAAAGUGAACAUUAAAGGAGGGAAAGCAAGUUGCACCAAUGCUAAUGUGAUGGAUAGAGGCUCUGUUUUGCCUCAAUGCAAAUCCACUUAA
This is a messenger RNA of Microthlaspi erraticum, 1248 nucleotides long. Lineage: Eukaryota; Viridiplantae; Streptophyta; Magnoliopsida; Brassicales; Brassicaceae. The record is from the annotation of a GenBank genome assembly.